AUGAAAUAUGUUAUGUUUGCAAGUCAAUAGGAUGUAGAUGACAUUACAAAAUAUUCCUCAAACACUAAUUGCUUAAAUUUAGUCGAUUUUUAAUUAUACGGUCGAAAAUACUUAUCAGGAGAUAAUUGUAUUUCAGAUUAUGAAAUGACAAUACAAUAUACUCCUUAAAAUCCGAAAAGAUAGAUAUAUGGAUUCUUUUUUAUGUUUUCUUUUGUUGUAAAAUUUAAUCCAAGUACUCGAAUUUAUCCAAAAGUUAACAUAAAUAAUGUCGAAUAACAAGGCGAUUUUUAUUAUUAAAUAGAGUAAGAAUAUUCUGAAACUAUUUCUGUUGUGAUGUAAAAUUUCACAAAUGUAGUAGAUAGUUUAAAUAUUAAGUUAACACCAAUUAGCAUUCAGGCAUAAUAUAAAACUUAUAUUUAAUGCUAAGUAAAUUGUGAUAAAUGUGAUUAUAAUUAAGUAUGCUUAUAAUGUUCUUCUGGGUUUUAUUAUUAGCAAGAUACAAACUAGUGCGUAAGUUCUUGUAAUAAUAAUUAAUUUGCAAAUUAAUAGAAUUAAUGCCAAUUAUGUGAUAAUAACUGCGCAAGUUGUUCUGGUUCUAGCUCAAAUAAUUGCUUAUCAUGUAAUCCUGGAAAGUAUUAUAAUUAAGCGACAAACUAAUGUAUUUGUGAUCCAAUCUGUAAAACUUGUGAUGGACCAAAUUCGAAUAAUUGUUUAUCAUGCUAAUAAGGAAAAUAUUAUAAUUCAACCACAAAAUAAUGUAUUUGUGAUUUGACUUGUAAUACUUGUGAUGGUCCAAAUAAUAAUGAUUGUUUAUCUUGUAAUCCAGGAAAAUAUUAUGAUUAAGCGACAAAAGUAUGUAUUAAUUGUGAUCCAACCUGUAAAACUUGUAAUGGACCAAAUUCGAAUAACUGUUUAUCAUGCUAAUAAGGAAAGUAUUAUAAUUAAACCACAAAAUAAUGUAUUUGCGAUCCAACCUGUUAAACUUGUGAUGGUCCUGGCUAAAAUAAUUGCCUGUCUUGUAAUUCAGGAUUAUUUUAUUAGUAAGCUUCAAAUCAGUGUGUAUAAUCCUUUGUGCAAGUUGUGAUGGAAUAAGUUCAAGCAAUUGUUUAAGUUGCAAGCCCAACAGCUUUCUCUACAAUUAAAAUUGUGUUAGUCUUUGUCCUAAUGGGUUUUAAGUGUUAGACUUGCUAUAGCGAAACAAGAUAAAUGGAUGCUAAAAGUAAUAUAUGUGUUUGCAAAAACUAAAAUGAUUUAAGGAAUACAUUUUAUUAAUGCAGCUAUCAAAAUAUUGCUCUUGUUGAUGCAACAUUAAGUGCAACAUCCCCAAAGCUUACUAUUGAUUUUGGAUCUCCAUUGAUAAAUAUCAUAUCAAAUUCACCUUAGUCUUUAUGCUCUUAGAUAUUUGAUCAAGCAACCUUAGGCAUAAUUGGGUUAGAAUCUUAAUGCGAAAUCAAAAAAAAUAACAUUUUCGUUUAUUUAAGUGACUCAUCAACUAUAAUGGAAAAUAAUUCAAUAAAUAUUUUGCCAAAUAAGUUGCAGUUUACAGAUUAUAGUGGACAAUUCAUAAAUGUAUUUUAUAGAAACAUUACUUUCUAAGAUCCCCCUGGAAUUCCUUAACUUUAAUUUAGCUAUAAUCAUAUAGAAAACAGCUGUAACUCUAUAAAUAUAACUCUUUAUAGUAUUUAAAAUGAUGCAGGAAGAAAAUUUAUGAGUCUAAAUUGGACUUUAAAUCAAAUAGUAGGCUCCAUAAGCAACGAUCAAUUUAUGAGCUUGAGUUAUUAUUUUUAGUUUUACAUUGAGGUAUGUGAGUUAGGUCAAAUAACUUAUUUUAAUGAGCCUAUUGAUUUACAAUUAGUUUCAAACCAGCUUUAAAAGUAAAGUCUAAGUCAAUAUAAUUAAUCAAGCUUUCAAUACGAUAUUCUCCCUUACUCCUUAGCAUCUAACUAAACCUUUAAUAUGAGUCUGGUUUUGAAUUUGAGUUCUGAUAAUAAGGUUACUGCCAUUCAAAAUAUAUCAGUCAAUGUUUAAAUUACAGAUUUGUAUUUACAAAUUAUUGGGGGUUCAAGUCUUGUUUUAGGUUAUCAAAAUAAAAUGGUCUUAAAUACAGAAUCAAGGGAUUAUGAGAUACAAGAUCAUAACUCUGUUUCAAAUAUAAAUUUUAGUUGGAAGUGUUUUAGUCUAUCCUCUAUUGACCAUAUUUGCUAUGAUUACUAGGACAAGUAGAUUUAAUUACAACAAGGAGCCAGUAGUAUUUCAUUUCCUGCUAAAACCUUUUAACCAUAUACUGCAAUUUAGCUUACUGCUUUUGGAUAAAAAGAUUCUAGGCAAUCAAAUUUCACCACCACUUGUAUAUUCACAGAAUUAGAUAUACCUCCACUAAAAGUUUUAUUUAGUUCAACACCCAUUAAUCAAAAAAUAAAUUUAAAUGAUGAUCUUAAUUUUUAAAUAAUUUAUGGUGAGAACAUUUCAUCAGAUUACUUGUCUUAUUCAGGAGCUAUAAUAUAUGAUAGUAAUGCUGUUGCCGCAAUCAAAUUUGACUAUUUCCAAAUUAGAUUCAGAAUUUGGAAUUAUUUUUAAAAAAUCGAUCCUUCAAAGAUAACACUUUAAAUAAGAUUUUCUGUGUAUAAUCCAUUAUUUGUUUUACCAAGCUUGUCUACAAUUAACAUUUAAAUUAAUAUUCCCCCUCAAAAUUGUGUUUUAAAUGUAAACCCAUUAUAAGGCAUAUCCUUAGAGACUAUCUUCUAAAUUUAAUUAUUAAAUUGUUAAGAUGAAGACCUUCCUUUAACUUACUAGUUCUUCUAUUAUAAUAGUGCAGAUGAUGCAAAUUCAGAAUUAGUUUCUCCUUGGAAUAUAUUAAGAAGAUAAAUAUAAGAUUAGACUAUAAACAAUUCAAUUUAAACUAUACUACCUCAAGGAAAUCUAGUUGUGAUGGUACAGGUCAUGGAUUCUUACCUAGGAGUUUAUAACUCAUCUUCUAUAGUAUAGGUUCAAGCUUAGAAUAAAUCAGUCGACGAAUAUUAUAAACUUGUAAAUUAACUCACUUCAUAAUCUUUAUAGAGCUCAAAUAUAUAAAUCACUAGCUAACUAGUGACUUUAAGCAUUAUAGCAGAAGACAUCAGUAAAAACAAUUAACUUUCAUAGCAAUUGAAUGAUUUGGUAGGUCUACUGAUUUAAAAGAUAUAACAAUUAUCUCUCUAAAUACCUUAAUUCUCCCUUUUGUCUACAUUUGCAAACAAGGUAACUGCUUAGUUAUCAUAGCUAUUCUUUAACUCAUCAUACUAAAACAAUGUUACAAUAUUGAAAAAUAAAAUAUUUGCUUAUCUAUAAACAAUACUAUAAAAUACUAAUUCAAGCAUACAAAAUAGUAAUCUUAGUCAUUUACAAUAAAAUAACGAUAUCCAAAUUUAAAAUAUGGUGGAUUCUUUUAAAACUUUAAACUCAAGCGUUAGUUUGUAUAGUAAUAACUCAUAUGAAGAUUUUUAGUCAUAUGAUAAAAUAUCAACUUAGAUUGGAAAUCUGCUUAACAAUAUUAGUUUACCAAACUAAGGACAAAUUACUCUAAAUGGUGACUUAUCAACUCUUUUGUCAGAUAAAAUAACAUAGAAAAACCUAUUCAAAUACGUUAUAAAUAUAAAUGAGAAUUCUGAAAAUUAAACUAGUGUAUUUAGCAUUACAAGAAAUAAUUAUAAAUAAAAUAUUUAUGAAAAUACUUCAUAUUUUUAGGCAUACACAUAAAAAUUCAAAAAUAUUAGUUAAAACUUCACUUACUCUAAGAAUGAAGUAAUAUCACCAUAGAUUUAUAAUUCGUCUUCUUAAAAAAUCUUAAAUCAGUCUAACAUAGUUUAUUAGUUUAAUGAUGCAAAUUCUAGUAAGCUAUAUAAUAUGACAUGUCUUUAAUAAAAUGAUCUUUCAUGGAGCAAGUAAAAUUGUGGUAUCAGUAUGAAUAGUUAAAAUAGUUACAUGUGCUUAUGUGCAUCUUAAAAACCAACAACUAUCAUUGAAGAUAUUGAUGACAUGCUCUUAAAAAAUAAAAAUCUAUAGACAGUAUUUGGAGAAUAAGGGUUAUAAAAUUUAGCAAGCUUUGAGAAUUUUUAUAUAUUCUUAGAUAAAUAAACAGUAUAAAAACGAUACUCAUAAAUUCAUAAUCAAGAACUAAAUACAUAAUUGUAAAAUGAAUAAUAAGACCAGUAAUAAGUCGAUGAAAAUAACUAAAAUAUUUGUGAAAAUUCUUAAACAAUAAAGAAUGAUGUAUUCCAUGACUCUCCUUUUAGUCUUUAGUUUAAAAGUAAUGAUAACAUCUAACCAGAUAUUUAAUAAAAUCAAUAGAUUUUAUCACCUAUUGAUUAAAAAAGAGGAAACUUGAAUCAAGUUUAAGAAGAAAAUAUUGAAAUGAACUAAUAAAAGGUUGAAUCUAAUGAAAUACAAAUAACUAAAUAAUAAUCAAGUUGUAAAAGUGCUGAAAAAAUCUAAACUCAAACAUAAUCAUAGACCUAAAAAAAGGAAAUUUAGAAUGAAGAUGAAAAAUAAAAAAUUAAUGUUUAUUUGUAGUAAUAGCCAUAAUUAACAGCUCAUUGA
This is a messenger RNA of Tetrahymena thermophila SB210, 4575 nucleotides long. Its product is annotated as REJ domain protein. The transcript is spliced from 12 exons. The record is from RefSeq and is a predicted model, not a curated record. NCBI's taxonomy places the organism in Eukaryota, Ciliophora, Oligohymenophorea, Hymenostomatida, Tetrahymenidae.